Molecule: messenger RNA, 1537 nt
Organism: Xenopus laevis (African clawed frog)
Lineage: Eukaryota; Metazoa; Chordata; Amphibia; Anura; Pipidae
Gene: tsc22d3.S
Product: TSC22 domain family member 3 S homeolog
Biological process (GO): regulation of transcription by RNA polymerase II; negative regulation of activation-induced cell death of T cells
Cellular component (GO): cytoplasm; nucleus
Source: RefSeq, marked provisional
CAGUCUUUGGUUUGUUGCAUCAGCAGUCGGAAGCAUGCAGUUGAAGUGCACUGACUGUGUUCCCCUAUACACAGCAGAGCACCCACUUCUAGGAGUCCCUUAAAGGACAGGAUUUAUUUUGCUAGGGGUCUAUACUGAAAAGCCAUUGUGCAAACAUGAGCACAGAAAUGUGUAACUUCCCCAUGGAGGUGGCCGUGUACGAGCUGCACAAUUUUUCCAUUUCAUUUUUUUCCUCCUUACUGGGGGCUGAUGUGGUGUCUGUAAAGUUGGAUAACAGUGCAUCGGGUGCCAGUGUCGUUGCCAUUGACAACAAGAUUGAGCAAGCCAUGGAUUUGGUAAAAAAUCAUCUCAUGUACGCUGUGUGCGAAGAGGUCGAGGUGCUGAAGGAGCAGAUUAAAGAGCUGGCGAAGAAGAACUCACAGCUUGAGAAAGAGAAUCAUCUACUCAAGAACCUGGCAAGCCCAGAGCAAAUGAAGAAGUUCCAGUCCCGGCUUCCAACAGAUGAAACACCAACCAAGACAAAACUAGAUUUCCAUCGAUCAACUCUGAAAGCCGGCUCUGCAGUCUAAGCGGCUCUGUCUUUGGAAUGGGCAGAGCCACUGAACUUUUCCUAUUCAUCAAUGUCUAUAUAUGAGAAAAAAAUUUUUUUUCCCCCCUCUUUAAAGUGUCACCUCAGAUUGGAAGGUCGUUGACUAGCCAAAGCUGGCAUGUGCUGGGGCUAGCGUGGGCCUCCUCUUCAAGAAAAGAGUGAGAGAAGCUAGACAUGGACUCUUUAAGAAGAGUAACAGCCAGAGACAGAGCUUACUCUACAUGAAUCUUGACUUUGGCAGCAGGCUUGGAAAGCAAAGCCUGGAAACUAGCAGGACAUGCUAAAGAUGACCAGAGACUACUUCAGAAAGAGCUCUCUGGCCAUGGAAUACAAGCUGAAGAGGACAACUCCCUCUCUGUGUGUUUUUUAUAGACUGUACCAUGGUAGGAAGCAGAGAGUGUGAGCCUCCUGGAAUGAGGAUAUGAACAGUUACUCUAAUAACCGUUCAGUACAAAGCAUAGUCUGGGCACUUUAGUGCUUCAUAAUGGAGAUUGUUAUACAUUGGCUUACAGAUGCCCAAACAAGUGAUGAUGGCAGUGUCAUUAGACCACACAACACACAGGGCUUGUUGGUAUAUGUUUACAUAGUUUGUAUGUAAUUUAGCACUUGCCAAAAUGUUCUCAUUGAGGACAUGGGAAUCUGCUACAAAGAUUUUAUUUUAUUAUUUUUUUUUACUUUUGUUUUUCUGUAUGUGUAAAAUAGAAAUGUACCUGUCUGUCUCUAUGUCAGAGCACAAUGGUGGGAAAAACUUCCUAAAAGACUCACACAAGACACUUUACAAUUUUGUAAUAUUCCUAAUAACUUCAGAAUCACAGCUCCCAGCAAUGGCCAUAAAAGGGGUUGCUUGAACGAAUAAUGUAUUCUGUUUUUUAACAUUACUGUCGGAGGUUUCUGGAUUGUACAUAACUCAGUGGAAAGCUGCAAUAAACACAAUUUUUAUAUAUAAAC